UUCGGAGCUGGCACACGCGGCUAGGGUGGGAGCGGCGUUCCGGGCUUGCCUGCAGGUCCCGUACAAAGAAACGUCCGGGCCGUCGGGAGCCCGCUCGGGGUACUCCGGGGAAGGGGUUCCGCGUAAUCCUGGCUUGGAGGUGACUUCGCUCUCCCGCUUUGCACGCCUCUCGGAGGCCACCGUCUUCACAGCUGAGGAAUAAGGACUUUGUUCUGGUCCUUCUGGUGUGGGAAUCCUUGGGCCUCUACUAUUGUGCGCUGUCUCUUGUGUUCUUCCAGACCUAGAAGGGCUGCACUUGUCUGGCUAGGGUGCAGCUCUGUUGGGUUGCCCCAUACUGCUCAGAACCCGGGCCCCACAGACCUCUACCCACACAGAUCCUCAUCCUGCCUCCUGGUCCUCUGACUUCACGCCUCACGCCCCACGCCCACACACCGCUUCCCCAGGUCUCUGACAGUUCGCAGAUGUUAACACAAUGAGCUUCGUGGCGUACGAGGAACUGAUCAAGGAAGGCGACACAGCCAUCCUGUCACUGGGCCAUGGCUCGAUGAUGGCAGUGCGUGUGCAGCGUGGGGCACAGACCCAGACCCGGCAUGGCGUCCUGCGCCACUCAGUGGACCUCAUCGGCCGCCCAUUUGGCUCCAAGGUGAUCUGCAGCAAAGGCGGCUGGGUGUAUGUGCUUCACCCCACUCCUGAGCUCUGGACAGUGAACCUGCCCCACCGCACACAGAUCCUCUACUCCACCGACAUUGCCUUACUCACUAUGAUGCUGGAGCUGCGACCCGGUUCUGUGGUCUGUGAAUCAGGCACAGGCAGUGGUUCUGUCUCCCAUGCCAUCAUCCGCAGCAUCGCCCCCACUGGCCACCUACACACAGUGGAGUUCCACCAGCAGCGGGCCGACAAGGCCCGGGAGGAGUUCCAGGAGCAUCGCGUGAGCCAGUGGGUGACUGUGCACACCCAGGAUGUGUGCCGCAGUGGCUUUGGUGUCAUCCAUGUGGCUGAUGCUGUCUUCUUGGAUAUCCCAUCACCCUGGGAAGCUGUGGGCCAUGCCUGGGAUGCCCUCAAGGUUGAAGGUGGGCGCUUCUGCUCCUUCUCUCCGUGCAUCGAGCAGGUGCAGCGCACGUGCCAGGCCCUGGCAGCCCGAGGCUUUGCUGAGCUCAGCACCCUGGAGGUGCUGCCGCAGGUCUACAGUGUGCGCACCAUCAGUCUGCCCUUGCCUGACCUGGGAGCCAGCAACUCGGAGGUCAGCGUGGGCCCCGACGCCAGCCCCUUCCGUAGUGGCACACCCAUGAAGGAGACUGUGGGCCACACUGGCUACCUGACUUUCGCCACCAAGACUCCAGGCUAGCAGGCCUGGGCAGGAAUACCACGAGCAAGCAAGGAGGCCAGAGGCUGCCUUAUAUGGUCAGCCACUGCCUGUGAGGCUUGUGUUUAGAAAUAGUUGGCAGGGUUGGGGGCAGGGGCCUCCUGGGUAGUUGAGGGGGAUGAGUAGGCUGGCCCUGUUCUGAGAGGGAAGCCUCCACCCCAUCACUGCUCCCCCCAGGCUCUGUCCUGGUUGCUCUUUGUUGUCGACAUGAAGUCCCCUCUGCCAGAGGCUCUCCUGGUUGCUGAAACCAGAUGGUACAAGCUGAGGGCAGAGGAAGCCCUGGGCACUGCUUGAAGCCUGAACUGACCUACAGAGACAGUAAACUGUCCCUUCCCUGGUAAAGGCUCCAAAAGCUGUGGUUGAGCUAACCCAGAAAGCCUAGCCCUGCCCUUAUCUCCUCUGUAUCCCUGGGGCUGGAGCCAGGCUGGCCUGGGGAUCCAAGGAGGUGACCCCAUAGUCUUGAGUGCUGCAUGGGCCAUGUGUGAGCACACUUGUGCCCAGGACCCCUGAUGUGCUGUUCUCUGAGACUAGGCUCGUCCUGUGCAAAGGAAGUCCAGUAGGCGGGUCCUCGCCUCCAGUGAUCUCUCAAGCCCAUGUUGGAGCUAGGGUCAGAGAGGGGCCAUGAAAGAGGUGGCGCAUGGCCUAGGAGCUCUGGCUAUGGCCCUGAUGCACAUGUCGUCACCUUGGGUCUGGUGUGGGGCUGCCCUGCAUCUGCCGCUGAUGCAUGGAACCAGCCAUUGGGAGAAUUGUUUGUGUCCUGUUGGUCCCUGAGUGUACCUAGUGGAGCAAUAAAUGUUCUGUCUUAC
Arvicola amphibius (Eurasian water vole) is the source of this 2169-nucleotide messenger RNA. RefSeq names its product tRNA methyltransferase 61A (gene Trmt61a). Lineage: Eukaryota; Metazoa; Chordata; Mammalia; Rodentia; Cricetidae. The record is from RefSeq and is a predicted model, not a curated record. Gene Ontology annotation, biological process: tRNA methylation. The coding region runs from base 473 to 1345 and encodes 290 amino acids. Gene Ontology annotation, cellular component: tRNA (m1A) methyltransferase complex; nucleus. The transcript has 3 exons.